Chrysoperla carnea is the source of this 1579-nucleotide messenger RNA. RefSeq names its product inactive hydroxysteroid dehydrogenase-like protein 1. Bases 256 to 1260 code for a protein of 334 amino acids. The record is from RefSeq and is a predicted model, not a curated record. The transcript has 7 exons. Lineage: Eukaryota; Metazoa; Arthropoda; Insecta; Neuroptera; Chrysopidae. Gene Ontology annotation, molecular function: oxidoreductase activity. Gene Ontology annotation, cellular component: endoplasmic reticulum.
ACUUCUUUGUCUUCAAGUUAACUACAUUGUUGUACCUAACAUACGGUGUUGGCUAAGUGAAUGUAUUUUAAUUGUUUUUUAAUUUUAUACCGAUAUCUUCCUCAAUCGGUUUUAUAUUAACAUCUUCAGUUGUGGUAGUGAUCAUAAUUUAUUACGUGCCCACCGCAACAAUAUUAUUGAUGGCAAAUUUUUGAAUUUUGUGUAUAGUUUUUGGUUUUGCUCAACUAUUGCCAUAUUUUUUUAUUUUGAAUUAAAAUGGAGCCCGUUGAUUCACCGUUUGAUCUGCUGUUUUUAGCAUCUGCUGUAGCCAAAGUAUUCACAUUAGUAGCACAACUUGUUUUCGCAUAUAUGGUUUUUGAUAAAAUAUGGCCAGCAAUACAGUUUGUACGUUAUGUGUUAGUGCCAUAUUUUGUUUCAAAUGAACAAUCAUUAAAAUCGAGAUAUGGAAAUUGGGCAGUUAUAACUGGAUCAACUGAUGGGAUUGGUAAAGCUUACGCUUUCGAAUUAGCUCGUAGAAACAUUAAUGUCAUCCUUGUUAGUCGUAGCGAAGAAAAAUUAUUGAAUACUGCCUCAGAAAUAGAAGCAAAAUAUCCAAUAAAAACAAAAACAAUUGUAGCUGAUUUUUCAAAUAGCAGUGAAGAGUUUUAUCAAGAUAUUGCCGAACAAUUGGUAGAGUAUCCUAUUGGUAUUCUAGUUAAUAAUGUUGGAAUUAAUUAUGAAUAUCCAAUGCGUAUUCAUGAAAUGAAAAGGGAACAAAUGUUGAACAUCAUCAAUAUUAAUCUGGUAUCAACCACAAUGAUGACUAGAAUUGUCUUACCAAUUAUGUUGAAAAAUAAAAGAGGUGCAAUUGUAAAUGUGUCAUCCGGUUCUGAACUACAACCAUGGCCUUUAAUGACACUUUAUGCUUCAACAAAGGCAUACAUAAAAAACUUUAGUGAUGCGUUGCGUUUUGAGUAUAAUACAAGAGGAAUAACUGUACAGAAUUUGGCACCAUUUUUCACAAACACGAAAAUAAAUGACUUUUCACAAGCUUUACGUGAAACAAGUUUAAUUAUACCAUCACCGGAAACAUAUGCUCGUCAUGCAAUCUUGACAUUAGGAAAACUGGAACACACAACUGGGUAUUGGCCUCACGGAUUUCAGUAUUUCUUUUCAUCCUUGGCUCCUUACAAUGUUCGAAUGUUUAUUGCUGGAUAUAUGAACAAUUUGUUUAGAGAUGAUUAUUUCAAUAAGCAUAAUAUGGUUGAAAAAUCUGAUUAAGUGAUUUUAUGUUUUACUAUUUGAAAUGGAUUAAUAGAAUGAAUUAGAAUUGGUCAACUCCGAGCUAAUAAGUUCAAUACCAAAAAGCCAUGAAAUAAUAAUUAAUUUUUAUAUUUAUAGAUGAAUAUAAUGAACAAGCCAAUUAGAUAUACCUGUAACGUUCAAAUUCUGUACAAUAUGCGAAAAAAAUUAUGUGCAAUGAACCAAUUUUGAAUCUAAUAAUGAGCCCUAGUGUUUAAAAAUAUUCGUAUUUCGGUAUGGGAACACUUGUAACUUAACAAAAAAAAAAACAAAAACUAUGAAUAGAUUUGAAUUAGCA